Molecule: messenger RNA, 1164 nt
Organism: Miscanthus lutarioriparius
Lineage: Eukaryota; Viridiplantae; Streptophyta; Magnoliopsida; Poales; Poaceae
Source: the annotation of a GenBank genome assembly
AUGGCUUCUCUGCCAGCCACCGGCGGUGCUGCAGGUGGCGAUUCAGACCAGGUUUUGGUAGAAGCACAUGGCUCAACACGCACACUUAUUUUGAAUAGGCCAAAUCAGCUUAAUGUACUCUCCUCCGCAAUGAUUAAGGGACUCCUGAGGUGUUUCAUUGUUUUUGAGAAAGAUGACAGAGUUAAAUUGUUGAUUAUGAAGGGGAAAGGAAGAGCAUUUUGUGCUGGAGGUGAUGUUACUGAAUGUGUCCGGUCUAUACAUAACGAAAGCUGGAAAUGGGGUGCUGAUUUCUUCAGAGAUCUAUAUUUGUUAAACUACAUGAGUGCAACAUAUAUCAAACCUCAGGUUUCUCUUCUUACUGGAAUUGUCAUGGGUGGAGGUGCUGGUGUUUCUUUACAUGGAAGAUUUCGAGUUGCCACUGAUAACACGGUUUUUGCAAUGCCAGAAACAGCUCUUGGUUCCCUUCCAGGUGUAGGGGCCACAUAUUUUCUGUCUCGGCUUCCUGGCUUCUAUGGCGAGUAUGUUGCUCUUGCUGGUGCCAGAUUGGAUGGUGCUGAAAUGCUGGCAUGUGGUCUGGCUACUCAUUUUGUCCAGUCAAAUAGGCUGCUAUUGCUGGAAGAAUCCCUUAAAAAGGUGGACACCUCCAAUACUUUUGCUGUGUGUAGUACUAUCGAUCAGUUUGCUCAACAGCCAUCACUGAAAGAGAACAGUUCCUUGAAUAGGUUGGAAAUAAUCAAUAAAUGCUUUUCUAAAAGCACAGUUGAAGAAAUUAUAUCCACUCUAGAGCAAGUGGCCUCAAAUUUGGCUGAUGAAUGGGUUGCUAGGACAAUCCAGUAUUUAAAGAAGGCUUCUCCUACUAGUCUGAAAAUCACUCUGAGAUCGAUAAGAGAAGGGAGAACACAAACUGUUGGGGAGUGCUUGCAUCGGGAAUAUAGGGUGAUUUGCCAUCUCAUACGUGGUGACUUCAGCCGAGACUUCUAUGAGGGAUGCAGGGCUAUACUAUUAGAUAAAGAUCGAAGACCAAAGUGGAUGCCUCCAAAUUUGGAACAAGUACAUGAGGAGGUAGUUGAAGAAUAUUUCUCAAGAAUUGAUGAUCCACAGUGGGAAGAUUUGAACCUACCCGACAGACGUUCUCAUGGAAGAAUUAUUGAGUCCAAGAUUUGA